CAACUCGGCGGUUCCGUGUUCGAACCUGCUGAGUACAAGACUGUGGGCGAGCACUGGUGUUGAUAUCUGUCAGUGGUAAGAUACAAAGAAACAACACAUUCUCCACAUAAAGCCUAGAAUGACAGAUAAGAGACCGUGUAAGGUGUGUAAUUUCACACGACAGAAGUCCUAUGGGUUGGUUGUUCCGUCCUUAGACGAGCUGAAAGCAAAAGGAUGUGAGUUUCUCGGCUUCAGCCCCAGUGCCCCGGUCACAGUGGUCCUAGAGGAUGAUGGGACCAUAGUGGAGGAUCAGGCCUACUUUUUGUGUUUACCCUUAAACACUAAGUUCAUGCUGUUGCAUGAAGAAGAGACAUGGUCUCCACUUCGUAGGAUGGAUGGUGGCACGGCCUGGAUGGCCAGAGAUUCUGUGUUGCUGGAGACUGAUGCUGUGGACGCCUCUACUGCUGAAGCACCCUGGUUGGACCUUGCUCAGCAGCUGAAGCAGGACCUUGCCAGCAUCAUCCUCAUGUCAGAGGCAGACUUACAGAUGUUAGUGGAUGCCCCGCGUCCUGAGCUAGCCUUUGCUCUGGGCUUCCAAGAGAAGAAGGCAGAGGAUCUCCAGGAGACGCUGCAGAGGGUUUUGGACCGACGAGAGGAGGAGAGACAGUCCAAGGAGUUGCUCCAGCUCUACCUCAAAGCUGCGGACAAAGAGGACAGACAGCUGGAAGAGCCAAGCCAGGGAGGGGCUGGAGACGUGGAUGUGCCAGACGGGAUGGAGGUGGACUCUGCAUCUGGAUUCAUGUCCAGGACACUGAUGGUCCUGAAAGGCAAAACAAGCCCAGAGACCAGACUGUCCACUGAAGAUCUGCAGAUGGUAGUGAGCAGAGGGGUGGAAGCUAUGGAGCAGGUGCUGGGCUGGGACAGAACAAAGACGUCGGCACUGCUCCAGGCCUGCAAAGCCGAGCUGACAAAACGUCUCGAGCAGAUUCAGGCUGUGCAGUCCAUCAGGAGCAACACACUGAUGGACAGCAGCCAGCAGUCCAGUGAGAAGAGUGCGGAGCAGGGCAUAAAAACGGCAGCCCAAGGCAGCAACUAGGCCGGGGCUUCACCUGAGCAGAGACUGAUAAGAAUUUACACUACCUGCCUCAGGGUCAGUGGAAUGGGAUUUAUCCUGUGGUACUGAUAAUAUCCAUAAUGCGGGAAUCCAUGAAUGUUAAUGAUGUUGAUGUUUGCAUCACUUUGUCAAACUUGCUAACCACUUGAAUGCUUCUGCCCCGAGAGGAAGUUUUGCACAAGUCAUGUUUAUCAAAGACAGGUCUGCAUUAACCACUUGCAUCAAAUUUCUAUUGGCUCCCUAUUUUGAUGAGUGCCAUGCUGUGAAAAUAAUCUUAGAAAAAAAUAUUCAUGGGAAACUCAAAGCAAUAGAGCCAGCUAGCUUAGCGCAGCAUAAAUACAGGAAAUUGUGGGAAACAGCUAACUCUGUCCGAAGGUAACAAAUUCUGCCCAUCAGCACCUUGUAAGCUCACUACUUAGCACCUUUAUAUCUUCUUGUAUUCUCCACUGGUUGCCUGGCAACCUCACUGUGAUGACAAGAGUCCAGGAAGUGCUCGACCAAAACAUAGUCCUGCACAAAACCCCCCAGUAAAAUUACAGCAUGUCGCUUGGUUUUUGAUAAUUAAACAUAAAAGAUAUAGCAUAUUAACUAAUGAGCUAUAGGGGUGAUAGUGGUGGAUUUUGGGAUCUUCAGACAAAACCAGGCUUGCUGUUUCCAGUCUUUAUGUUAAGCUAUGCUGCUGGCUUCAGCUUCAUAUUUAAGUGCACAGAUAUGAGAGUGGAAUCAAUCUUCUCAUUUAACUGUUAUGUGUAAUUAUCGCCUUAUGGUUAAACUGUUACUGUUGAAUCAGCUUCCCAGUAUUGUUUGCAUUCUGCUAUCCAUUUAAACACUGCCACGUAAGACAGAAGCUGUGCACUCCAUUCUAUGUUAUGUUAUGAUAAGUAAGAAAAUAUAUAGUUUGAACUAGCAACGGAAACCCUGUGGAUCUCCAGCAUAUGGUGAGGGACAAAAUAUAUAAUUUUUUGUCUGUUUUACAUUUUACAUGUGCUAUCACUGAAAUUACAUUUACAUCCUUAAUAUAUGGGCUCUUUGCUCUUUUGGGAAGUUUAGAGUAGCAGUGUGUUCUUAUCAGGUUGAUGCUGCACCUCAUAACUUGUUCCUGCUUGUUCUCAUCCUCAGUGACUACUGCAAAAAGUGUUCAAAUAUGAUGUUCCCAGUACAGUGCCAUAGUUUUAUAGUCCACCAGUAGACUCUUAAUGUGAAGCAAUUUAUAAGUUGUGAUGAAAACACCGUAAUAUAAUAACAGGUUUCCCUUUAGUGAACUUAAACAUUUUUAUAAAUAUACGCUUGCCUACAUAUGGCUUUUUUCUUUCUGUUUUUUACCACAGUCUUCAUGUAUGUGCACCUUGGUGUGAAAUGUCACCAUUAACUGGUGUGUCACCAUUUGGGGAAUCACUACAUUGAAGGUAAAAGUACCAUUAUAUGAUGAACGCAGAAACUAUCCACCCCAGACACAAUGCCAUAGUAACUUGUACUGCACCAAAUUACAGAGAGAAAUGUUCUUUCUGAGAUAUAUGCAAAUGCUGACAUGGACCAAAUAGAUUUGUGUAAAAGAUGUGUUUGCAUUAGUAACUACAUCUUUUUGAAUGGGAUACACAGAUCAUUAUUCUAAAAAUAAAAAGUCUGACCAUUUAAGAUGUAUAUCACUUCAUACAUGCAAGCCUCAUUGAGCACAUUAUGGAUGACCUUAUGGGUAAUAAUGACAUAGCUUCAUCCUUGAGUUACAUAGAACCAAUAUUUCUGGAUGAGAGCUCAUUUAAGACAAUCUAUUAUAUACUGUUAUUGAAGUUAUGUUUCAGUCUGGUGGCUGUGAUGUAAGACAGUGUGUACAAUGUAUGCAGGUCUCUGACUCAUAGGUCAUGUGGAUGAUAGCCUUUGUCAUGCCUGUCAUCUCAUCCCCUAUCGCUUGAACAUGGACAUAAAUGAUGGUGGAUCUGAAUUUGCAGAAGGUUCAUCUUUUUGUGUUGUGGUGAGAUUGAGUUGUCACUACUGGCUUGUACUUUUAGUAGAUACAGAGAAAGUGGGAAGAUCUGUUUACUCAGUGUUUUGUGUAUGUUCUAAACUGAGAUUGACUCUCGGCACAUUGCGAGGUUUCACCAAAAGUAACCUCUCACUAUUCUUUAUUUUAAACCCCUGUAAGAAUUAUCUUGUGAGUUCCCCAACACAUUUGCAUUUUGUAUUUAAUUUAAUCAUGUACGUCAAAUGUUACAAAAGGAAGUUGUAUGUAAAGUAUGUGAUUUAAGGUGCCCUUUAUAAACAUGUUGGUACGAGGGAUUUUCUAAAAUAAACCAGCCCUCAAACUUUUGAAA
Molecule: messenger RNA, 3402 nt
Organism: Dicentrarchus labrax (European seabass)
Lineage: Eukaryota; Metazoa; Chordata; Actinopteri; Moronidae
Gene: dffa
Product: DNA fragmentation factor, alpha polypeptide
Exons: 6
Coding region: 119-1075 (318 amino acids)
Biological process (GO): apoptotic process; regulation of apoptotic process
Source: RefSeq, a predicted model, not a curated record